Molecule: messenger RNA, 2847 nt
Organism: Sitodiplosis mosellana (orange wheat blossom midge)
Lineage: Eukaryota; Metazoa; Arthropoda; Insecta; Diptera; Cecidomyiidae
Product: nuclear pore complex protein Nup93-1-like
Exons: 10
Coding region: 209-2773 (854 amino acids)
Biological process (GO): protein import into nucleus; poly(A)+ mRNA export from nucleus
Cellular component (GO): nuclear pore
Molecular function (GO): structural constituent of nuclear pore
Source: RefSeq, a predicted model, not a curated record
AUGUCAGACUUGAAUUAACUCAACAGACAGCCGCUCACAACUGACAGUUCAUACACACACACAAGACAUCGCGAAUUGUUUAUACUAAAAGGCGGUACAUUUUCGAUGAGUCUUUUGUUUUAAUUUUUUACAAGGAAAUUAACAAGGUUAGGUUUAAAGUUGAAACACAGCAUUUCGUUGAGAAAAAGUCGCCUUCAGUUGAUUCACAAUGGAUUUCAACGCACUUCUCCAAGAAGCUCAAAAGCUGACCAAUGAGACAAAUGCUUCGGAUUUGCUACCGAGAGUGGAACGAUCGUUGCCACAAGUACUUCAGGCUACACGUGAACUACAUUCGCGUGUCACCCAAACAGAAGCACAGGAUAUUCAAGCUCACAUCCUUCUUGGUUCCAAAGGUAUUGAGCUGCCGAAAAUCUCACAGAAGCUUGAGUCGUUGAGUGCGCGUAAAACAUUUGAACCACUCGAACCAAUAGCCGACACAGACGUUCAGGGUUUCUUACGAAAUGAGAAAGAAACGGCCAUUCUGUCGGUCAUCGAGGAGGUGCACAAAAACUCGUAUUUAUCGGCUCAAAACCAAAAGUGGGAACACAUUCUCAGCGAUUGGAAACAGGAGAAAAUCAAGCUGAUGAACGCUUUGAUUGGACCAUCACAAAAUUGGAUCGACAUUCGAAAAGGCCCCGAACAGACUGUUUUGAACGAAACAAGCGCUCGUGGAAAGUCAAGCCUGAACAGUCAAGAGAUGGCUUAUGCUUGUGAAGUGUAUGAAUAUAACAAAUUGGUGAUCGCCGGCGGAUUGCGGCCGAAUCUAGUGGAACGAUUCUCGAAAAUUGCACAGCAGUUCAAUGACACGAAGGUGAACGAAAUCUGGGAAAUCAUCAUUUACAUGACGAAUGUUACACCACUGCCGAAGUCGCAAGAUCCAUUCAAAACACGGAACACAAAAUAUGAAUUCGUGGCUCAGGGUAAAAAAUAUUUGGAGCAUAGAUAUAAAUUGUUCAUGCAAACCUACAUAUCGGACCGUUUGCCCGAGGCGCAACGUGGCGGUGUGCCAAGUGUCUUUAAUUUGGUUGGCUCAUUCGUGGCGUUGAACUUCAACAGUCAAACAGGAAACACAAUUGGUCUUCAAGACGGUCAUAUCGAUGGUAGACCUCUGUGGCCAAUGGUUUACUACUCGUUGCGUUGUGGAAGCAUUCAAUCAGCAUUGAAGUGUUUGCAACAAGCUGGGCUGGGUCACGAUGAUCUGAUUCAAGUGUUGGAAGAGAAGGCACGCAAACCUAAUCAGCGUAUCAGUGCCAAAUUGGAAGCUCAAAUCAAGAUGCAGUACAAGCGAAAGAUUCAGAAUGAAACAGACAUGUACAAGUGUGCUGUUUAUGGUCUCAUUGGCUGUUGUGAUGUGCCAGAUCAUGCAAAAGUGGCCAAGACCACCGAUGAUUUUCUAUGGAUUCAGUUGUCCAUGAUUCAACCGGAUGACAAUGGCAAUAUGAGCAACACUGACGAUCAUAUUGGAUCAGACAACCCCACAUACCCGGCUCUUCAGUCAAUGAUUCUUGAAAAAUACGGAGAGAAACACUUCAAUGCCAACGAACAACCACAUUUGUAUUUCCAAGUGUUGGCAUUGACCGGUCAAUUUGAACCUGCCAUCGAAUUCUUGUCACGUUUCGAACGCUAUCGCACUCAUGCCGUUCAUAUCGCUUUAGCUCUCAACGAAAUGUUCCUCUUGGGCUUGCCGCGAAGUGUGCAACAACCAUUGUUGUCAAUCGAUAUCGAGGAUCCAGUUCCGUUGCGACGCUUGAAUGUUGCCCGCUUAAUCAUGCUCUACGUUCGCAAUUUCGAAAUCACUGAUCCAGCUGAAGCUCUUCAGUACUUCUAUUUCCUUAGAAACAAGCGUGAUCCAGACGGCCGCAACUUGUUCCUAACUUGUGUAUCCGAUUUGGCUAUCGAAUGCCGCGACUACGAUUUACUCUUCGGCAAAAUGCAGCGAAACUGUAUCCGAUCACGUGGUUUAAUCGAUCAAUUCGAGUCGAUUGAAAUCGAUGUGCGAAAAGCCUGUGAAAUUGUUGGCGAUGAACUGGUCAAAAAAGGAUUGUUUGAAGACGCCGUUAAACUUUAUGAUUUGGCUGGUAUCGAAGAGCAAUGCUUGCGAUACUUGUCAAUUUUACUGUCUCCAGUUGUGCAUCAAACCGGCAAAAAAGGUUCGUUACGCGAGCGAUUGUACUUGAAAGCCUUGGAGUUCACCGAGCGUUAUGCUGAUACGGAACUGCAUUGUGAUUCCAAUAUUCGUGCCACAUUCUUCACACUGCGUGACUUGGUCAAAUUCUUCGACGAAUACCAUCAACAGAAGUAUCAAUUGGCUUUAGAAACGCUGGGUCAGUUGAAACUCGUUCCAUUGAGCAUGAAUGACCUGGAGAUUUGCGUCAAUAACUUCAAAAGGCUUGGCGGCGAAGUGAGCAAAGUGUUCCCUGAUUUGCUGCUGGCAACCAUGGAUAUCAUUCACACGCAGUACAAGAACUUAAAAGGACGCGAUGGAUACGCAUUCAAUACAGAUGAGGCAAAAGAACGAGUGAGUUCCCAUCCAAAAUUUAUCUCGUUUGUCUCCAUUUCAUUCGGAAUUUUCCCCAAUAUUCAUCAAAAAUUCUUCUUUCUCAAACCAAAACAGCAAUUGGCCAUUUUGCGCGAUCAGGCAAGGGCAAUUACAAAUAUGGCAGCAACAGUUCCAUACCGAAUGCCCGGCGAUAUCAGCAGUCGAUUGGUACAAACUGAAAUUCUUAUGCAUUAAGUUUGUUCAACUGAAAAAAUCUGUCUGAAUUUUCUUACGUUUUAAAACAAAUAAAUCGAAAUGAAAAUAAAAAA